AUGCCUUCUUCCACUGACAAGAAACUCAUCCUUGUUAUCGGCGCCACCGGGGCACAGGGCCUCGCGGUCGUCGACAAAUUGCUCGCGCCUCAGGAAGAUGGCUCGCCGUCUCCGUACGCCAUUCGAGCACUUACUCGUGACCCCGAGAGUCGUCGGGCCAAGGAGCUCAUCACCAAGGGCGUCGAUGUGGCGGCCGCGCUCGAAGGCGUGUACGGCGCGUGGGUCAACACGGAUGGGUUCACCAUCGGAGAGCCGUGGGAGAUAUACAUCGGAAUGAGGAUAUUCGAGCUGGCGAAGCAAGCCGGAGUGAGGCAUUACGUUUGGAGCAAUCUCGACUACGCAUUCAAGUUGGGCAACUACAAUGAGACGUACAGGUGCCAACACUACGAUGCCAAGGGCCGUGUCGCCGAAUGGAUGCAGGCUCAACCAUCCGCCAUGAUGUUCGGCCCUUUGAAGAAACGCGAGAACGGUACGAUUGUCUUCGCGACGCCGGUUGGCAACGGACACGUCCCCAUGAUAGCGCUCUCCGAUCUGGGUUUCUUCGCGCGUUACACUUUUGACAACCGCGCUACGACCUCCGGAAAGGACCUGCCGAUCGCAACGGAGAUGGUCGACUGGGAGUAUCUGAAGACGACGUUCGAAAGGGUAACCGGUCAGAAAGUAGAAAUUGUCUACCAGACGAUCGACGACUGGAUGGAGAACAUGGACAAUGCCGACCAACCAGUCGCGCACGAGGGCACGGUAGGGUUGGACACGACCACAUGGAGGCUGAACUUCCGUGGCUGGUGGGCGCUCUGGCGAGAUGAUAUAGUGAAGAGGGAUAUGGAGUGGAUCAGGAAGGUCAACCCCAAGGGGCAUACACUCGAGAGCUGGAUGAAGGAGCAGAAUUAUGGCAACUACCUGUGGCAAAAGGCAGGCAUCUUGAAGGGCACUGAAGACGGCCACAGGAGUACUGCACCGGGCAAGAGGCGCUUACAGAAGCUCUGA
Molecule: messenger RNA, 987 nt
Organism: Postia placenta MAD-698-R-SB12
Lineage: Eukaryota; Fungi; Basidiomycota; Agaricomycetes; Polyporales; Adustoporiaceae
Exons: 4
Coding region: 1-987 (328 amino acids)
Source: RefSeq, a predicted model, not a curated record